ACGGGCGACCUUGGCUCGGGCCCCGGCCACGGUCAGCGGUCGCUGCUUAGCCAAGCGCUUGCCUGGCUCGACCUGUGCGGCGUAUAAAAGCUGCCCCUGGUCCGCCGCAGGGCAGUCACGCUCAGGGCUUCGGUAACACCGGGUCCUUGUCGAAGAGACUCCACAACAAGCUCGCCCAUCACCAUGAGGGUGCUCGUAGCCCUCGCGUUUGUCGCAGCCGUGGCGGCCGCCGUCGAGGUGCCCCAAGUGCUUCCAGAACUCCUCUUCGAGCCGAACCAGGAAUACCUGUACAAGUACCGGACCGCGGUGUCCCUGAGCCUCCCGCUCAAGGCCACGCACGCUACUGGAGAGGAAACCUACGGUCUGCUGAGCGUCGUCGUCAAGGAAGCGUCCGGCACCGGCCGCAGUCUCGUCCUCCAGCUCCUCAACGUCACCUCGACGCUGUACGACAAGGAGGUCGAGGACCAGACUGAGCCAGUGCCCGGCGUCUACCACCAGCCCCUGCCCGUGUUCGAGUCCUACCAGACCGGACCCGUGGUGCUGAAGCUUGUCGACCACAGUGUGGAAAGCCUGGAGGUGCCCGUGGGCGUGCCUGAAGAGGUGGUGAACCUGUACCGUGGUCUGGCCUCCGUGCUGACCCUGAGCAACCCCAGCUACAAGAAGGUGCCCUUCACCAAGGAGGUGCCCCUGACCCUCAAAGACGACGUCGUGGUCUACAAGGUCUACGAGGACGAUCUGGUCGGUACUUGCGAGACCGUGUACAACGUGCUGUCCAGCCCGCACGACGAGUACGUCCUGAACUUCACCAAGACCAAGAACUACCACAAGUGCGUGGGCAAGACCACCGUCUUCCAGCACGUCGACUACGAGCACAGCGGAUGCCCCCACGCUUGCCUGAAGCACCAGCCCAAGGCCCUCAGCGAAACUCUGGAGCCUGAGCUUUCGGACUACGUCGACCCUUACGGAGGCGGCUGCCCCACCGAGACCCAUCUGAAGAACGACCUUGCCGAAUCCUUCCUGACCGUUCAUUACAACGUCAGCCUUCACCAGGAGGUCGGCGUUCUUGAAGAAGUUAAGGCUAUUGACAAGAAGGUCCUCACCUCCGGAAAGCAACAGCUGGUUUCUACGUCCGUGCUGCACCUUGAGCUGCUCCUCAAGACCACUCCGUUCACCGCCGUGGGUCCUCUGGAGGAUGUCAAGACCUACACCAACCUGUCGUACGUCUACCCCAAGCAGCACUACUCCUGGCAUGGACAGCUCUUCGAGCUCGAGCACCUGAGUCUGUACGGGCCCGUGGAUACUGUGGAGGCCAGGACAGCCGUCCGUGGUCUUCUCGACCAGCUCGCUGGUCUUCUGGUUCUCGACGACCUUGAGGUCAAGGAUGACUACGCCGACCUCGUGUCGCAGCUGCUGACCGCAGUCAAUGUCCUCAAGGAGUACGACUUCGAGCUCCUGCUGCAGACGGUCGUUCCUCUGGAGAAUGUCAAGGUUGUCAGCGAGAAGGAGUACAUCGAGAGGAAGCUGCUGCUUGACGUGCUCAGCCUUGCUGGUACCGACGCCGCCGCCAAGACGGUCCUCAGGCUCCUUCUUGAGCAAAAGCUGACCCUCGUGGAAGCCGUCCACGUCCUCACUUCCCUCCAGACUUCCCUCGUGAAGCCCAGCACCGAAGUCCUCGACUUGCUCCUGGACUUGGCCACAGGCGGAGUCCUCGAGAAGGACCGUCUCCUCUACUCGACGGCGUACCUCACACUGGCCAAGGUCGUGAGCAAGCACUGCCACCUGUACGACACCACGAGCCACGUCCCCUACGGCAAGAUGCUGAAGAUGAAUGAGGUUGACGCGAUCAAGAAGAGACCGCCCCACCUGCCCACGUACCGGGCGAUGAAGACGUACCGCCCCCGCAUCUCCGGCCGCCAGUACCAGGAGACUGAGACCGAGGAGCCCCAGUACACCGGCGUCCCCGUGACGUGCACCAGCCAGGACUACCUCAAGUAUGUCCAGGCUCUUGUCCAGAAGCUGAACGAGGCCAAGGAGUUCCACCAGGUCACCGUCCUGGUUCACGCCCUGACCCAGCUGCAGCACCCUGAGGCUCUCAAGGCCCUCGUCCCCGUUGUCCUCGGCAAGCACCACCUCUGCCAGGCCACCCUUCCGGAGGAGGAACAGUCUGAGUCCUGCCAGUACCUUCGUCUUGUCACACUGUACGCCCUGCGUCACAGUGUCAAGCACCAUGCUGCCGAACUCCAGCCCCUUGCCCAGACCGUCUACUUCAACACCGACGAGGACUAUGAACUUCGUAACGCGGCCCUGGUUCUCCUGAUGGCCUCUCACCCACCCGAGCCGGUGCUGGCUCGCGUCGUCCUCACCCUUCAAAAGGAGUUGAACCUGCAGGUGGCCUCGUUCACCUACUCUACGCUGUUCGCCUACGCCAACGCCACCGUUCCGUGCUCGGUUCCAACCGCUGUUCGCGUGAAGAAGCUGCUGCCCGCUCUCUGGCACAAGAAGUUCGGCGUCCACUACUCCAAGUUCAACUUCCUGUCUACCUACUCCCAGACCGACGACUUUGGAGUCCAUGCCUACCACUCCUACGUUCAGAGCAACAAGACCGUCAUCCCCCGUGCUCUCCUCUUCGGAGUCGAGUUCACCAAGGGCCCCUACGUCUCUCACCUCUUCGAUGUGACCGCCGUGAGCAAGGGUCUCGAGACCCUCGGCAAGUACCUGCUCCGUCACGAAGGCCCAGUCACCGUCUUCGCCGAAGCCUUCCAGAGGGUCCGUCGCCAGAUCUUCGACAAGUACGAGACGUACGAGCCACUCAGCCAACUCCUCGACGUCCUCGAGAAGCAGUUCAACUUCGACACGACGACCGUUGUGGAUGAGCCCAAGCUCAGUCUUUCCACGUCUUUCCUGGGAACCGAGUUGUACCUGCCAGUUGACAAGUACUUCCUCGGAGAGCUUCUUUCCAAGGGCGCUCAGUACGUUAGCGAAAACUGGGUUCACCCCGUGAACAUGCGCUACCUCCAACUUCGCCUGCCUUACACCUACCGCAAGCUGGUGCCGUCCGUGGUCGGUCUCCCCGUGGCCCUGACCACUCGCUACCCGACCAUCCUGUCUGUGGCCGUCAAGGACUUCAAGCUCCGCUACCAGCCACACCACAAGACAUGGCUUCCCAGUGUGCUCGCCCUCUCCACUUUUGUCCAGCCCAGCGUGUACACUUCGGCUGUCUCUUCCGUGGUCACGGUGACUCCCUUCACCAAGGUCGUCGCCGGUGUGCGCACCCUGGCAAAGACCAGGCUCACCCUGCCUUACGACUUCGCCUUCCAGUACUCGUCAGUGAACCACACCGUCGCCCUCACCGUGCGCCCCCGCUACACCAAGUUCUUCACCCACCAUACCAAGUCGGUGACGUAUACCACGCCUGCCGUGCUCUACACGCCGCCCCAGCGCGCUGUCAUGGCCACCAUGAGCGUCCUGUACAGUCAGGCCAAGCCUUUUGAGUUCAAGAAGACCUUCGGACACGAAGCCCUUGGUCUUGGACUCCACGUCCAGGGACUGUCCAGCCACCCCGACCUCCACGUGCCGUUCUCCUUCCAGCGCUACACCAAGGAGAAGGGACUCCUCGGUGCCUUCGUCGACGUCCUCACCAACCCGUGGCACGUGGCUAGGAAGUGGGAAGCUCGUGUUGUCCGCAGCACCGUUCAUCCCGUGGAUGAGUACAAACUGACCUUCCGCUGGAAGACCACACUGAACCAGACCGACCGCACCGACUUUGUCGAGGAAGUGCUGCCGGCCCCGUACCAGUCCACCAAGUACCCUACCACAAGGUACGGCUACCCCGAGGACCUCGAGACGCCCAUCUACGAGGAGCACUACAAGCGUGCCGUGGGAGAGCUCCCACCGUACUUCGACUUCUACCAAGUUCUCCAGGAGGUCGUGGCCGCCACCGAGGUGACCAGCACGCCCCUGGCCCACUACGUGACGCCCUUCUUGAACGACGUGCAAAACACCACCUACGGUUACUUCGUCGAGUUUGUGCUCGGUGCCCUCGGACCCCUUGAGACCAAGGUGCUGACUGGACACGCUCUGCUCGGACAUACCUUCGACAAGGCCCUCAAGCUUUCCCAGCUCUACGUCAACAAGGUCAACAGCCCAUACGAGGUGAAGGUGCACUCUGCCCUCCUCAAGACCGCCGUCCCAAGCCCCUUCAAGUCCUACGCCGUCGACAAGAAGGAACAGUCCCUCUACUUCACUUCCGUUCUCGACGUCCUGACCGAAGAGAGCGACACUCAGAAGUAUACUCUUCAGGUCGAGGUUGUGCCCACCGAGGAACAACUUUACGGCGUCAAGACCCACCCGUCCCAUUACGCCCACCCGAGUCACUUCUCGCACCCUAAGAACAUCAAGAAGCAGAUGCGCAAAUCCCUCAAGUUCCCCACGCUGGAACAUACCGAGGACUACCUUGUCCCCUGGUACUACAAGCAGUGCGAAAAGGACGUCCAGGAAGGCAAGGAGCUGGUCAGCGCCGCCUGCAAGAAGGUCUACCUGCACGAGCACGUCCUCAACAAGGUCCUCUUCAAGGUCACCGUACCCGAAGUUGUUCCCGGACUUCUCAAGAACGUGACUCACAGCCUUCUCCAGUACGCCAAGGUCUUGUUCUACAACAAGCUCGUCACCGACUACGACGUCGAGACGAGGUCGACCUUCACGCAUCUCGAAGGCGAACUUGUGUUCGAGGACCACCCGACAGGAAAGACCACCGCCAACCUGACGCUCUACACGCCGCUCGAAGAGAAGCUUCAGUUCGUGCGCCUCAACUGGUUUAAGUACCUGAAGCCCACGGUCGCCAUCGGCUUCCUGGACACAGUCGCCGGAGUCCUGAGGAGGAGCUACCCUACCCCCACCUGUCUGGUGUCGCCUACCUACCUCAAGACCUUCGACAACGUCACCGUGCUCCUGAAGCCUUAUUUGAGGGACGACACAUACGUUGUUGCCCGUCACGUCCUCGACGAGCCAGACUUCUACGUUCUGACCGAGUUCCAGGGCGAAACUCAGCUGGUGAAGCUGAUCCUGCGGAACCAGACCCUUCUGGAGCUGACUCCUCCUAGAGACGGCAAGACCUUCGAGGUCCUGGUGAACGGCACCAGCCUCUACGUGGAGCCGCUCAAGUCGCACGUACUCCAGUACACGCAGAACUACACGUCUCAGGUCUUCCUGUACGUCACCGAGCACCAAGAGGUCGGCCCGACCCUCUGGGUUACGGUCCGCGAUCUUGGCCUCAAGUUCGCCUACGAUGGAAGCAAACUGAUAUUCAAGGUCCUCAGCCCCAAGUACAAGGGACGCGUCCUGGGUCUUUGCGGAGACUUGGACGGAGAGUACGUGGACGAACUCGUAACCCCCGAGCUCUGCGUCCUCACUGAGGAGGAAGACUUUGUGCAGACCUACAGCCUCAAGGGCCUCGAGUCCACGGUCGGUCUCUACAAGUGCCCCCUCGGUGUCACCCUCCGCGGUGUUGGCUAUCCUUCCUACCCCCGCAUCCAGAAGACCUUCGCCAGGAUCAACCCGAUCGAAGUUGAGAAGGAAAUCGAGAUCCCCAAGCUGAUCGGCACCCCCGAGUGCGUCACCGAGCGUCGUAAGACCAUCUACAAGGACGGAAAGGUGUGCAUCAGCACCAAGAAGGUGACGGCCUGCCAGCGCCGCUGCAAGCCCGUGGCAACCGAGAAGGUGACCCUCGAGUUCGUCUGCCUGAACGAGAAGCACCCGGUGGCCAAGAGGCUGCUUAAGGACAUCCAGGGCAAGCGCAACGUUCGUCUGCCCACGGACAUCCCUACAUUCAACGAGGACGUCGAAAUCCCCACUGACUGCGUGCCAGAGGUGUAAAUCUAAAACUUCUCCGGUGCUACGGUCGACGCCCCUCGGCCAGCGCCUCUUUAGAAAUCUUUUUUUUUUUUUGUCAUAUUUUUGGACUAAAUAAAAUGAUGCGACAUAUA
This is a messenger RNA of Ixodes scapularis (black-legged tick), 5981 nucleotides long. Its product is annotated as vitellogenin-5. Gene Ontology annotation, biological process: lipid transport. The transcript is spliced from 26 exons. Lineage: Eukaryota; Metazoa; Arthropoda; Arachnida; Ixodida; Ixodidae. The coding region runs from base 184 to 5871 and encodes 1895 amino acids. Gene Ontology annotation, molecular function: lipid carrier activity. The record is from RefSeq and is a predicted model, not a curated record.